GACUACCUGUUUAUGUUCUCCUAGAUAGAGCCGCCCGCGACCCAACAGAAGAGAAAAUAAAAUAUCUACCACAUUGUUUCCUGAGACGCGGUGGAGGAGGAGAGAAUAGAUUUCUUCUCUUUCUCCCACAUUUCAAUCCUACUCAACUCAAACACCAGGUGUCGUCCAUUGUUGGUGUGUCAUUUUCGUCUCAACCAGGCCAGACAAACUUUCCCUUCUUUUCUCCGUUUUUUGGUAUGCUCACUCAUCUCCAGCUAUACACUCUUCCCUCCCGGCCAGUCGACUCUUCAUUAUUGUUAUUGCGCCUUCAUUUAUACUUGUCUGCUUCUCCUUCCUUCUUCACUCUCACGCCAGCCGGAGGAAGGGGAAAGCGACAGCCUAUCUGGCCUCCAUUGCUCUCCCCUGCUUCCGAUCACUCCCUUUCGGCCCUCACAACCCUUUUUCUCCCUUCACGUCGAGCUUCCGGUUUUGGGUCCUCGCCGUAAGUUCCACUUUUUGUUUGGCCUAUCUGUUGUAGUGUUUUUGCGAUGAAAAGGAGGCUGGAUGUCCCCGCUUCGCUCUUGUUUCCUGAAAGUAAAUGGGUGUUGUUAUGGUGUCUUGGGUAGCCGAUAAGUUGUUCCCGUGUGGGAUUAUCUUAUUUUCUCUGGAUUGUAUCUUUCCGCGUUUUACCAAUGACCAAUUCUUGUGUUGAAAGAUUAUGAUGUGAAAUCGAUGAGCCAUUGGUUGAGUAGAUGGGUGGAAUUUACUAUGCGACUUUGUUCGGGCUACUGAGGAAACACGAGGAGAGCAAUCUGGCUUUGUGUGUACCUUUAAAACCUCUGACAUGUGCAUGCUGAACUGCUGAUAGAUAAAAUAAGAAAAUUUUCACAUGUAGCGGUGUUUGUCGCUCUAGGUUUCCUGUAUAGUAAGUGGUGACAGUUUUUUUUGUAGAAGAGGAGACUGAUCUAUGCUCUCUCUCCCCUACUCUUCUGCAGAUCUUUUACCAGAAGAACAUUAUUCUCCGUGUCCUCUGUUGUAACUCGGCAUGCUUGUGUUUUGGUGAGCCUCAGUCCAUUGGGCACAUCAGGGCAACCAAGAGUAGGUUUCGAUGGAAUCCGAGGAUGAAAGUGGGGUAAAUCCCAUGAAGAAUGUUGCUGGGGUCUGCCAGAUUUGUGGCGACAAUAUUGGCAAGACUGUGAGUGGUGAUCCAUUUGUUGCCUGUGAUGUUUGUGGACUUCCGGUGUGUAGACUAUGCUACGAGUAUGAGAGGAAUCACGGGACUAAGGCUUGCCCUCAAUGCAAAACUAGAUACAAGAGACACAGAGGUAGUCCUGCCAUUGCUGGUGACAGAGAUGAGUACGCCGACGAUGCUGAUGAAAGUGCUAGUGACAUCAACUACUCUUCUGAAAAGCAGAACCAGAAACAGAAGAUGUCAGAGCACAUGCUGAGCUGGCGCAUUGGACGGGGAGAGGAUGCCGGGUCACCGAGUUAUGAUAAAGAAGCUCCUGCCACCCGUGUUCCUCUGUUAACCCGUGGGCAGGAGGUGUCUGGUGAAUUUUCUGCUGCAUCACCUGAGCAUGCGUCUAUGGCAUCGCCUGGACAUGGUAAUGGAAAGCACAUCCAUACUCUGUCUUAUGCAGCAGAUGUCAAUCAAUCACCUAAUAUCAGGAGUGCUGAGCAGUCCAGGGAGUUCCCUUCCCCAGGAUUGGGCAACGUAGCAUGGAAAGAGCGAGUUGAUGGCUGGAAGAUGAAGCAGGAAAAGACUGUUGUUCCUAUGAGCAGUAGCCAAGCUCCUUCAGAAAGAGGUGUUGGAGAUAUCGAUGCUAGCACGGAUAUUAUGGUGGAUGAGUCUCUGCUCAACGAUGAAGCCCGCCAACCUUUGUCAAGGAAGGUUUCCAUUUCAUCUUCUAAGAUUAACCCAUACAGGAUGGUCAUAGUUUUGCGGCUUAUCAUCCUCUGUAUUUUCCUGCACUACCGAAUUACAAAUCCGGUGAAGAAUGCCUUUCCUCUGUGGCUAGUGUCAGUAAUAUGUGAGAUCUGGUUUGCAAUAUCUUGGAUAUUGGAUCAGUUCCCUAAAUGGACACCUGUAAACCGUGAAACAUACCUUGACAGGCUGGCUCUUAGAUACGACCGUGAAGGAGAGCCAUCACAGUUAGCUGCUGUUGAUAUCUUUGUCAGUACUGUGGACCCCCUGAAGGAGCCUCCUCUUGUCACUGCCAAUACUGUGUUAUCCAUUCUUUCUGUUGACUACCCAGUUGACAAGGUUUCUUGCUAUGUGUCCGAUGAUGGUGCUGCGAUGCUGACAUUUGAAGCUUUAUCGGAGACUGCAGAAUUUGCAAGGAAAUGGGUACCUUUCAGCAAGAAAUACAGCAUUGAGCCACGAGCUCCAGAGUGGUACUUUGCACAGAAGAUUGAUUACUUGAAGGAUAAAGUUCAUCCUUCAUUUGUCAAGGAUCGCAGAGCAAUGAAGAGAGAAUAUGAAGAGUUUAAAGUCCGCAUCAACGGACUGGUGGCCAAGGCAACAAAAGUUCCUGAAGAAGGAUGGAUUAUGCAAGAUGGUACCCCGUGGCCUGGAAAUAACACCAGAGACCAUCCUGGAAUGAUCCAGGUUUUCUUAGGUCAAAGUGGAGGUCUUGAUACUGAGGGUAAUGAGUUGCCUAGAUUAGUUUAUGUUUCUCGUGAAAAGCGUCCUGCCUCUUCACACCACAAGAAAGCUGGUGCCAUGAAUGCUCUUGUUCGUGUAUCAGCUGUGCUGACAAACGGGCCUUUCUUGCUGAAUCUUGAUUGUGAUCAUUACAUAAACAACAGCAAGGCUUUAAGAGAAGCUAUGUGCUUCCUGAUGGAUCCCAACCUCGGGAAACAUGUCUGUUAUGUUCAGUUUCCUCAGAGGUUCGAUGGGAUUGAUAAGAGUGAUCGAUAUGCUAACCGAAAUACAGUUUUCUUUGACAUGAACUUGAGGGGUUUAGAUGGCAUUCAAGGUCCCGUAUAUGUUGGAACAGGAUGUGUUUUCAACAGAACCGCCUUGUAUGGUUAUGAACCUCCUCUGAAGCCCAAGCGCAAAAAGGAAGGUUUUCUGUCUCUACUUUGUGGUGGACCUCGAAAGAAGGGUUCGAAGUCAAGUAAAAAGGGUGCAGGCAAGAAAAAAUCAAGUAAGGAUGUGGAUCCUACUGUACCAGUUUUCAGCCUGGAAGACAUUGAAGAGGGUGUUGAAGGUGCUGGAUUCGAUGACGAGAAGUCAUUGCUCAUGUCACAAAUGAGCCUCGAAAAGAGGUUCGGCCAGUCUGCUGUUUUUGUUGCCUCUACACUGAUGGAGAAUGGUGGUGUUCCUCAGUCUGCAACUCCUGAAACACUACUCAAGGAAGCCAUCCAUGUCAUUAGCUGUGGCUAUGAGGACAAGUCGGACUGGGGGAGUGAGAUUGGUUGGAUCUAUGGCUCUGUGACGGAAGAUAUCCUUACCGGGUUCAAGAUGCAUGCCCGUGGGUGGCGAUCAAUCUAUUGCAUGCCUCACCGCCCAGCAUUCAAAGGGUCUGCACCGAUCAAUCUGUCGGAUCGUCUGAACCAAGUGCUUCGAUGGGCCUUAGGAUCGGUGGAGAUCCUGUUCAGCAGGCAUUGUCCCAUAUGGUAUGGGUACGGUGGAAGGCUGAAAGCGCUGGAGAGGCUCGCAUACGUGAACACCACGAUCUAUCCCAUCACAGCAAUACCUCUUCUCAUGUACUGUACGCUGCCAGCGGUGUGCCUCUUCACAAACAAGUUCAUCAUCCCUCAGAUCAGCAACAUCGCGAGCAUAUGGUUCAUAUCUCUCUUCCUGUCCAUCUUUGCCACGGGGAUCCUGGAAAUGAGGUGGAGCGGGGUCGGGAUCGACGAGUGGUGGAGGAACGAGCAGUUCUGGGUCAUCGGGGGAGUCUCGUCCCAUCUGUUUGCCGUGUUCCAGGGCCUCCUCAAGGUCCUCGCCAAGAUCGACACCAACUUCACCGUGACAUCCAAGGCAUCGGACGAGGAUGGCGAUUUCGCGGAGCUCUACGUCUUCAAAUGGACGACUCUCCUCAUCCCGCCGACCACGCUCCUCGUCAUCAACUUGGUGGGAGUGGUGGCAGGGGUCUCGUACGCCAUCAACAGCGGUUACCAGUCGUGGGGGCCACUGUUCGGGAAGCUCUUCUUCGCAUUCUGGGUCAUCAUCCAUCUCUAUCCUUUCCUGAAAGGACUGAUGGGCCGCCAGAAUCGGACUCCAACCAUCGUGGUGGUGUGGUCCAUUCUGCUGGCUUCCAUUUUCUCUCUUCUGUGGGUGAGGAUCGAUCCCUUUACCACCAGGGUUACUGGCCCUGAUGUUCAUCAGUGUGGGAUCAAUUGUUAAGCGAGGCAGAAAAUGAUAGGAGCCAAAGGCUGCGUUGGCUUUUGUUAAUUAGGUAUAUUAUAUAUGCGUAGUGGUAUAAUAUGUGUGUGUGAAAAUGUGAUAUGUAUUGCAGCGAGGACACUGAUCAAGUGUAUGCCAGGAGGGUUCUCCAUUGUGUAAUAUAAUACUAAUACUAGAUAAAUAGCCUGAGCUAUCCAGAUUCCAGUGGUAUCCCAAUAUGGUAAAUGAAAGCUCAUUUUCAUAUGCUCCCCCCAACCAAAUCCAAACUCUCUGUAACGGCUAGCUAUCUUCCAACUUGGACCAGAAUCCCAACUUGACUUGGCUGAUAAAAGCACUUCUCUAGUUCUCUAUACAAUCAAUGGUUUUUAGGAACACUCACAAUACACCCAGCAGAAUUCUUAUCUGAGGAAGAAAUGGGGUUAAACACCCAAACUUUCAAGAACUAAGCAAAUGAUAGGCUAGCACAGAAAGUUAUAAACACAAUUGACAAAAUGACAUCUCAUAUCAAUAUAGUACCUAAAAUCCCAUAGGAGAUGCAAUCAAUGGACAGGAUGCCCCAACAAAUUUAAAUACAAUUAACUAAGACUACUCCAACCCAUAAAGGGGAAUUUAGCUCCCCAAAUGGCCAAAUAUGGCUUUUUAGCUCCCCAAACCCACUUUUCACUCCAACCCUAUAAAAAGCUAAAUUUAGC
Molecule: messenger RNA, 5022 nt
Organism: Linum trigynum
Lineage: Eukaryota; Viridiplantae; Streptophyta; Magnoliopsida; Malpighiales; Linaceae
Source: the annotation of a GenBank genome assembly